CAUAACAUUUACUUGACUUUAAAACAUGCAAGCUGCUUUUAAUCAGGUUGGAAAUAUGGGUUAGGCUAUGCUGGUUUAAAUGAAUGAGCAAGCACAGAACCUAAUCCAAGCCAUUUCCAGUAGUUGUUUGGACAUUCUUGGUUAGCAAGACGGUAUCUUUAUAAAGUAGAAAUUUGAACUGUUCGAGGCACUCUCAGGUUUUGAGACUCCAAAUGUAUAUAAGGUCUAUGCUGCUGAUGAUUAAGGAAAGAAGAGGAAGUAGAAGGCCUUAUUCAAAUGCAAAGAAAAGUCAUCGACCUGUGCUCGUCUCUGCCUCCCGGGUAAUGCAAGACCUUUUGAAAUGAAGAUCAACAAUUAUGGAUGCAAAGACUUUUAGCCUGCUUUGGCCAAAUAAUUACUUAAAGAUGACAAACGAAUUGUAUUCAAAUUUAAGAGGGAGUAUCAAUGCACUUGUCUGUGCUUUAAUAGACCUCGACUUGAAGUUUUGUAUUUGGAGAACAAUGAAAAUAAGAAAUUAGGAACAAUUGUCAAUCCUUGGUAUUUCUGCAACAUUGGAUGCCACGUUCUAGACAUCAACGAUAAUUUGAGAUACAUCGUAGAAGCCAGUUGCUGUUAAACUUACUUUUGGUGCGGAUGCCCCUGCAACUCUUGUAACAAAGUCGAAUUUGUAAUAAAAGUGCCAACUGGAGAAGUUGUGGCCCAUUUGUUAAAGAAAGGAAAAGACUGUUGCAAGAACAUGGUUGGAGAUGCUGACAACUUCAGUUUGAUUUUCCCUAAAGGAGCUUCUAAGGAGGACAAGGCUCUACUGCUUGCUGUCACGCUCAUGAUGGACUACAUGUACUUUGAAGACAAAGGAGGUGCUUAAGCCUCCGUUGGACCAGGUUGAGCUUUCAUAAUAUUAUUGCACAUAAAAGAAAAACCAGAAUUUAUAAUUA
Paramecium tetraurelia is the source of this 935-nucleotide messenger RNA. RefSeq lists its product as uncharacterized. Gene Ontology annotation, cellular component: plasma membrane. The transcript is spliced from 5 exons. The record is from RefSeq and is a predicted model, not a curated record. Gene Ontology annotation, biological process: plasma membrane phospholipid scrambling. Lineage: Eukaryota; Ciliophora; Oligohymenophorea; Peniculida; Parameciidae. Gene Ontology annotation, molecular function: phospholipid scramblase activity.